GAUUGAACUGUGUUUUCUCAUAAAACUGUACUUUCCAGUUCUGAGAAUGCUUAUUGUUUGCGAUUUGAUUACUAUUUGCUUGCUAAAGUUGGAAGUUCUGAAAUAAUGUAUGCAAAAGGCAAUUGAAUCGUUCUGUGACGUGAAUUCCAUUUCCUUAUCGUCUAAUUGAUCGCGAUUGCAGACGAAUCCUGAUAUUUCGUUCAGAUUUGCUUAACUAAUAACUGCUUGUUGAUGUGUUUUUGAUCGUUCUUUGUAUUCUAUAUGAUGACCGGAUUGGAGUAUAUUACUUAGCUGCAGUUUUGACUAAGUGCAUAAUUGAGAUCAAGAUAAAGUGAAUUAAGAGCCGAACUAUUAAGCAUUAAGGAUUCUACACAUCAAGCUAAUGUUUAAGUGAUUGAUAUUGGUUGAAUAAUAGCAGCUUCACUAACAGAUUUCUGUCUGGAGUUGCUUUCUUCCCAUUUGCAAAGAGAGUCCAAUCUUUCCAGAAGCGCCAGAUUGCCAGAGAGAUCAUCUUCAGUUAAAUUCCCCUUCAUUCUUUGUACAUGUCAAUAUCAUGGCUGACAGAAGCAAUGUUAAAGCUUAAUUGGAACUUAAAAGUGCAUGUGAAUGCUAGGUCCAAUUAGCACUCACAAACGAAAUGACCUUGCUGAUAUCAGAUCCAAUGGGAAGCACAUAUAGUUUAUUGGUCAUAGGUUUUCUUUUCUUUUCUCCUCGUUUUAAGUUCAUGAUGUGAAGGUGGCACAUAUUCAAGACUGCAGAUUAAGGUAGGCUUGUUCUUGAUGGACAAUCAACUCAACUGGUCUCUGAAAUUUCCUGUUCUCAUUCCCUUUAUCACAUUUAGAAGAAAUUUGAUUUUGUGAUCUAUUUGCUUUCACCAUAGGUAAAGAUAAAGUGAUGUCCUGUGUGUAGAUGGACAUGGACUGACUUCUUCUUCUUCGUCUUCUUCUUCAAGAAUCAAGUAGAAUCAAGUGAUUAUGAAAUGGUUACUAUCCACACAGAUUGGGAACUUGCAGUUGCUCAAUGGCUUCAUUUUAGUCGUUAUUAUGGGUUCUUGUAGAAAUAUUUGUUUGAUGAGUCGAUCUGUUGGAGUCUUGCUGGUUGGAGAUUUUGUAGUUGCUGGGUUCAACUGGUCUGCCACCUGCGAGAAACAACAUUCUCAUGGAUUUUAGCCUGGUUUGAUGGGAAAAUAAUAUGCCUUUGUAGGAUUUGUGCUUUUCCCUUAACUUCUUGCUAAAUGCAGGUAUUUUGAGCUCAUUCCCAGAGCUUAGUUGGCCUUGAAUUCCAUUUUAAAUACUAAAUGGCGGAGACAGCUCUUCAUCAUUCUGGCUCACUAAACUCUUUGGAUCUUCCUCCUGGAGUGCUUGUUCCAAUUGAAGAACCAGUAUGUGAUACAGAUGCAAACGUUGUUCUUGAUAAAGGAUGCAUGGAAUUCGGGUGUCCACAUUAUCGCCAUAGGUGUCGUAUUAGAGCUCCAUGCUGCAACGAAAUUUUUGGCUGUCAUCAUUGUCAUAAUGAGGCUAAGAACAUUAUUUCUAUUAACUGGAAGCAUAGACAUGACAUUCAACGGCACCAUGUUGAAAAGGUUAUAUGCUUACUCUGUGACACUGAACAAGAUGUUGGUCAAGUUUGUGUUAAUUGUGGAGUGUGCAUGGGAAGAUACUUCUGCGAAACAUGCAAGCUGUUUGAUGACGACGUAUCAAAAAGGCAGUAUCAUUGUACCGGAUGUGGUAUAUGCAGGAUUGGAGGUCGAGAAAAUUUCUUUCAUUGCUAUAAAUGCGGAUGCUGUUAUUCAGUUGUUUUGAAGAAUAGUCAUCCUUGUGUUGAAGGAGCAAUGCAUCACAAUUGCCCGGUUUGCUUUGAGUAUCUAUUCGAAUCUAGAAACGACGUAACCGUGAUGCCAUGUGGGCACACAAUUCACAAGAACUGUCUGAAGGAGAUGCGAGAACAUUAUCAGUAUGCAUGUCCUCUUUGUUCUAAGUCGGUUUGCGAUAUGUCAAAGGUGUGGGAGAAAUUUGAUUUGGAAAUUGCUUCAAGUCCAAUGCCAGCGCCUUACACACACAAAGUGGUAUGGAUAUUGUGCAAUGAUUGUGGAUGUAGUGGAGAGGUGAAGUAUCAUAUUGUUGCUCAGAAAUGUUCUAAAUGCAAGUCUUACAAUACAAGGAUAACUAGGGGUGAAUAAGAAUAUGAAGGUGGUUGAUAUAUAUUUUCAUUACACUAUAGUUUUCCCUUUUUAUGCAACAAUCCUACAUGUUUUUUUCCAUAUUACUUUAGCUGUUUCAUGUAAACUAUAUUUUAUAUGCAUUACUGCUGCUCUAUACUCUUU
Messenger RNA from Impatiens glandulifera, 2323 nucleotides. RefSeq names its product probable E3 ubiquitin-protein ligase RZFP34. NCBI's taxonomy places the organism in Eukaryota, Viridiplantae, Streptophyta, Magnoliopsida, Ericales, Balsaminaceae. Gene Ontology annotation, molecular function: zinc ion binding; ubiquitin protein ligase activity. Gene Ontology annotation, cellular component: nucleus. Gene Ontology annotation, biological process: ubiquitin-dependent protein catabolic process; protein ubiquitination. The transcript is spliced from 11 exons. The coding region runs from base 1298 to 2179 and encodes 293 amino acids. The record is from RefSeq and is a predicted model, not a curated record.